Acanthochromis polyacanthus (spiny chromis) is the source of this 1519-nucleotide messenger RNA. RefSeq names its product sterile alpha motif domain containing 10a (gene samd10a). The coding region runs from base 670 to 1197 and encodes 175 amino acids. Lineage: Eukaryota; Metazoa; Chordata; Actinopteri; Pomacentridae. Gene Ontology annotation, cellular component: cytoplasmic side of plasma membrane. The record is from RefSeq and is a predicted model, not a curated record. The transcript has 5 exons. Gene Ontology annotation, biological process: cell surface receptor protein tyrosine kinase signaling pathway. Gene Ontology annotation, molecular function: protein binding.
AUCUGUCCUGCAGCUCCUCAGCACAAACCUCACAUAGAGGGUCCAUCUCGGGCAGGGCGCGCUGCCCACAGGCGCGCACAGAGCUCCCUUUCUUUAAGAAAGAGGCAAAGGGGAAUUCCUUAUGGUGGAUGCUGCAGUGAUGAGAAGCCUUUUCAUCCGGCUGUUUUGUAGAGUCUCCACUGGCUGCUUUAAUUACAGGGCCCGGGGCUGCACUUUGAGCUCACUGCGCUCAUGCGGGCUCUUGAGAAAAAGCCGCGCGUCCGAUUCUCACGACACGGAUAAAAAAAACAAAACAAAAACGCACGCAAGUACACACGCCGCGCACGCGCUUGCGCGCUCAUGAGCCAGAGGAACCAGUCAGCCAGCUGCUCGGGGACGUUCCUGCCCGUUUUCAGUAACUUCAGCCCGCACACUCCAACAGCACAAACCGAGAGCCACCGGAGCGGCUUUUACUGCGUUUACCCAGUCGGACCAGCAGCACCAGAGAGGAUGUGGAGCGUCUCCGCUGCUGCCAGACCUCACUGAAAGUUUUGUUGGUGAACACAGAGAGGAGAGGAGAGGAGAGGAGAGGAGAGGAGAGGAGAGGAGAGGAGAGGAGAGGAGGAAGAGGAGGAGGACGACGCAGGACGAUGGGAGACUUUCACUAGAUCCACUCCAGCGCUGAACACCAUGGCUGUGGACGCUGCGUCCAGUUUCAGUUUCUGCAGGCCAGCUGUGGAGUACAGGGCUCUGCCUGAGGACUUUAAGCAGCAACUGAGUCGACGGACGGGUGGGAACCUAACCUGGCAUGACGGCCGCGGACAGAAAACGGCUGGAGGCAGAACAGUGAAGCUGCUGCAGCAGCCGGGAACCGACGCCCUGCAGUACCGUUCCAGUGAUAGUUUUGGGAUUUAUCACACGAGCCCCACACAGCCCAGCCUGAUCCGUCCUGUCGUUCUUUGGUCACAACAAGAUGUUUGUAAAUGGCUCAAGAAACAUUGUCCACACAACUACCUGACCUACGUGGAGGCGUUUUCCCACCAUGCCAUCACAGGUCGUGCGUUGCUGCGUCUGAACGGGGAGAAGCUGGAGAGGAUGGGUUUAGUGCAAGAGACACUUCGACAGGAGCUUCUGCAACAGGUGCUGCAGCUGCAGGUGCAGGAGGAAGGACGCAACCUGCAGCUGCUCAGCAGAGGUUCCUUUGGAAGGAUAUCAUAGCUGGAACACAUGGACACUGGAAAUGUCAUGAUAUAAACUGAAAUGUGAACCAGAUCUGUGGGAUAAAUGCAUCCAGCAAGCAGCGAUUUCCAGAAUAAUGCUAAAUGGAAGGUGGCAGCUUUUCAUUCGUCAUCUGCACGAUAAACUGACUUCAUCUUCUCAGACUGACUAUGAACUGAUGAAAAAAGCAUCAUGACAAUCUGUUUUGUCAAAUUCUCACUCUGUGCUGUGAUUAUUAUUCCUCCUUGACUGUUUUCUUCCCCUUUCUCUCUCUGGAACUUUUUUUAAUGUCCGAAAAAUAAUAAAAGUCAGAAAAUGUCAA